Molecule: messenger RNA, 976 nt
Organism: Benincasa hispida (wax gourd)
Lineage: Eukaryota; Viridiplantae; Streptophyta; Magnoliopsida; Cucurbitales; Cucurbitaceae
Source: RefSeq, a predicted model, not a curated record
CAUUGCCAUUUGAUGACCGUUGAAAUUUCAAAGUCUUCUGCUCUGCUCUGCCCCUUACCCAUCAAGAUCUAUCACUCAAAUUUCAAACCAUCUCUGCAAAAUUCCAUCUUCUGCUCAAAAACCCACAUGGCAAUCUCAAAAUUAGAGAUGGGUUUUCAAAAGGAAGAGAAAUCAACGAAGAUUUUGAGAGCUUUGAAGAUCCUCUUCUUCUUAAUCUCCAUCUUCAUAUCUCUGCUUUUCUUCUCUGCUCCAAUUCUUCUCGCCAUUGCCGAUGCUCUUCUUCCUUCUGCUCUGCUCUCCGCUUUCCUUUAUCCCGAUUCCCUUUCCUUCAAAUCUCUCUCUUCCCAUCUCCAAAACUACCGUUUUGCUUCCUCUUUAGUUGACAUUCCACUCAUCUCCAUUUCCAGAUCCGCCAUUCUCAUCUGUUUUUACAGUUUGUGCAAUGGCCCGAAGCUAUCUCGAGGGCCAUAUUUAGCGGCGGUGAUGGCUUGUUCUUUGGUGUCGCUGGUUUUUGUUUCAAUGAAAGCUUGGUUUGUGUUUGGUGAAAUAAGGAUAAAGGGAGGAGCGGCCAUGGAAAUGGCGUUGUUUUCUUGCUCUCUGUUUUUGGGUGUUUCCCAUAUUGUUGUGGCGUACAGAGCUAGUUGCAGAGAAAGAAGGAAGCUUCGGGUUUAUGAAAUCGACAUUGAAGCUGUUUCAGCUUGCCAUAAAGGGUUCCUACACUACAAAAAGUUCAGUUUGGAGGCCAAAACUGUACAGUAAAUUCAUGGAACGCAUGUUAAUUGAUACGUUACUGAUGAUAGGCUUAUUUAAAUUUGGGAGAGUUUUGAAAGUUAAAUAGGAAAAAGGGGUUUCAAACUUAUUUAGGGGAAAUGAAGAUUUUUUUUGUCCCCAUCCGAAUGCGUCUCUUCCAUUCGGGAAUAUUUUAUUAUUUUUUUCCAUAUUAAAUGUAUCUCUUCAAGAGACCCAUUCGAGAGUA